AUGGGUAUCCUGGAAAACCAUGUUCCCUCUAUCGAGGCUCUGCGUCCUGGUUUGAUCGAGGUUGUUGAGUCAGGAAACGCUUCCAAGAAGUGGUUUGGUCGCCCGGAUGAUACUCCCCAGAAACUCCCGACACAGACGUCAGACUGCGUCAACUCUGCCAGACCUGACUUUGAGCUUGACUCUCGGCAAGUGCCGGUAGAUCCAUCCUCCACAUCGCCGGCACACUGUCAUGUCCAUAACUACGACAACACCACCGUCACCACCCAUGUUCCCCGCAUCCACUCAAUGCUAAACCCGACCCGAAUGACGCUGAGCAUGGAGAAGUAUCAGCAUGAUGGAAAGAUGAACAUCAAGUUCUUCCCCUCCCUACGACGCUUAGUUGGGUUGUCCUGCUCCAAGGCGGGGUUGUGCGGUGUCACCCUCCCUUCCUUCACCUCCAUUUCCAGUGCGCAACAUGUCGUACCGCCAUUGAUGCCCACCGUUUCUGCUUCGUGUACACCAAACACCAUCGACGCCAAUGCUGUUGAUAACCCAUGCGUCCGCCCACAUGUACACGACGCCAACCUUCCGGGUGCCGUACAGACCCUCCAGACGGUCUCCCUUUAGGUUUGUCUCAUACUUUGGUGCCUACGCAAUACCUACCAGGUUGAAACAUGACGGAUGGCCAGAUGAGUACUUGUAGCUGCUAAAAUUCAUCGUGCUUCUGUGACAGACAGACUGAUAUGUGCUUCAUAAGCCAACGCGUUUAUCAGUUGAUAGUAGGGUAUAUCUUCUGGAAAGAUUCACCGAACACGGCGAACGUCGUCGAUUGCUGCUCA
Molecule: messenger RNA, 818 nt
Organism: Suillus plorans
Lineage: Eukaryota; Fungi; Basidiomycota; Agaricomycetes; Boletales; Suillaceae
Exons: 5
Coding region: 1-606 (201 amino acids)
Source: RefSeq, a predicted model, not a curated record